AUGGAUUCCUCAACUCCCUCUCCUCCAACCACAGAUCUCACCGACCCUCCCCCAACCCCCGAAGAACUUCUCGAAGCCCAAAUGAAAGCCUGGCGCAAAGCUCACCACGAAGCCCUCGUCCUCGAUUCCCGCAUGUCCAUACCCUACGGCGCACGCCUCCCCCUCUGCACAUCGAUAUCUUUUCUCUGCGGCAUGGCGCUGGGAAUCUCCCACGGUUCUCAAGCUGCAUCGUUACGUUUCCGCGCCGAGAAUGCGCAUCGAUUGCCGACGUCGCCGACGGGGUGGUACUUGUAUCAUAAGAGUAAGAAUUAUAAUACGGGGCUUGGGGGGGUGAAAGAGGGGUUGAGGAUGGGAGGGAGGAUUGCGUUUUGGACGGCGGGAUUGUUGGCUAUUGAGGAUAUGUGUGAUCGGUGGAGGGGGAAGAAGGAUGUGGUCAAUACUGUGGUGGCUAGUUUGAGUGUUGCGGGAGGGUUUAGUUUAUGGAAUCGAUUCCCUAUCAUCACCGCCGCCAGAACCGCCAAAACAGGAUUGGCAUUUGGUAUAGGAUAUGGAUUAUUACAAGAUGCCGUUGGUUAUGCAAGAGGUAGAAGAUUGGGAUAUAUAGAUUUCUUAACCGGAGGAACGACAGGAAGAGGAGGAGGAGGAAAGGAAGAAGAAGAUCUGAGACUGAGAGAUGCCGAAAAGACCACAAUAUAA
This is a messenger RNA of Botrytis deweyae, 696 nucleotides long. RefSeq lists its product as uncharacterized. Lineage: Eukaryota; Fungi; Ascomycota; Leotiomycetes; Helotiales; Sclerotiniaceae. The record is from RefSeq and is a predicted model, not a curated record. The coding region runs from base 1 to 696 and encodes 231 amino acids. The transcript is spliced from 2 exons.